AUGACUGUGCUAUCGAAACCAAUAGCUGGUAGUUCCCACGCCACUGUUCCUAGUACCGUGUCGGUACUGCCGCCUGCGUCUCCAACGUCGUCUGAGAGCAGCGUGGCUGAUGCAGAACCUCGAGCUCCUGGUUCGUCUGGCGGAAGAGUCCACUACUAUGCCGAGGAAAUAAGGUCCCACUGGAAUAUGUAUAAAAUCAUAACCCGACUCAACACCCCAGCUCAGUGCAUUGCAUUUGAUGAAGAGCAUAGGCUCCUUCCUACAGAAAAAAUGUGCUCAUAUCAUAAAUGGAGACCUAUGGCGUUAAGCUCCAGCAGUAAGACUGGUCAGCUUGGCAUACUUCGAUGCAGGAAGAGUAACUGUCGCUCUAAGGCAGUGAGUCGGGCAGCGGGAACAUGGUUCGAGAAUGCGCGGCUGUCCAUCAAGUUACAAUUUUUACUGAUGUAUAUGUUCAGCCAAAAAUAUAGUUAUCUUCAAGUUAAAUUGGAAACAGCCCCUGAAGAUAAAGAAACAAUUUUAUCAACAAGGACAAUAACUGACGAGUUUUUUGCCGAGAGACAGUAA
Messenger RNA from Parnassius apollo (apollo), 564 nucleotides. Lineage: Eukaryota; Metazoa; Arthropoda; Insecta; Lepidoptera; Papilionidae. The record is from the annotation of a GenBank genome assembly.